GUGAGGACGGGCGGUGCUUGUGUGUGCUGACGUCAGAGCAGGCUGUGACUACAGAGCAGGCUGAAGCACACACACGGGGAGCGGCGCCGCCAUGCACUAACUACCCCUCUACCUCUCGGACCGACAGCCAGUAGCCCGACAUGCUCGGUCCAGGGUGCCCGUUGUUGUAUUAUUUCACUGACACAAGAUGUGAAGAUAGAGUACGCGUGGUAAAAUGGCGAGGUUUUGAGCCGUACUUCUUCUUCUCGCUCGGUGUAGCGUGGCAGCAGCAGCAGAGCACCGAGAGGCGGUGGAUUGUCUCCAAAGUUGUCGGUUAGAGAGGAGGGGAGCGCGCGCGUGUGUGUGUGAAGGAUCGGAAUUAAAGGCGCAGUGCAGCCGUUAACAGCCGUUGGUUGUAGCCGUCGCAUGGUUACAACCGUUGGUUUCAGCCGUUGGUUGUAGCCGUUGGUAGCCGUUAACCAUGGAGGAGCAGCAGCAGCAGCAGCAGAGCGACCUGGACCGGGACCGACAGUACUGUGAACUUUGUGGGAAAAUGGAGAACCUCCUGAAGUGUGCUAGGUGCCGGAGCUCCUUCUACUGCAGCAAGGAGCACCAGAAACAGCACUGGAAGAAGCACAAGCUCAACUGUAAAGAGACUGAAAAGAAACAGAAGCUUCUUCAUCAACCGUCAGGAGAUGACGACGACGACGACAAGGCACCGGAGAAAAACCGGGAUAAGAUAAGUCCCGACAGCGCAUCUCCACCACAAACCACAGAAGAAGCACCUGGAGACGGUGAUGAGGACCGGUCCAACACCACCGCCACCACCACCGCCGCCGCCACCACCACACGUAACGGACAGACCAGCUCGUCCCCUCAGAAGCUCGCCACGGAGUGCAUAGUACCGUGUAUGAACAAGCACGGCAUCUGCGUGGUGGACAACUUUCUAGGAACAGAAACCGGGCUGGGCAUCCUGGAUAAUGUCAAAGCGCUGCAUGAGACCGGCAAGUUCACAGACGGACAGUUGGUGAGUCAAAAGAGUGACUCCACUAAAGACAUCCGAGGGGACAAAAUCACGUGGAUAGAGGGGCGCGAGGCCGGCUGCGAGAAGAUCCGCAUUCUAAUGAGUCGCAUGGACGACCUGGUUAGACAUUGUAACGGCAAACUGGGAAACUACACAAUAAAUGGAAGGACGAAAGCAAUGGUGGCGUGUUACCCUGGAAACGGGACAGGAUAUGUGCGCCACGUGGAUAACCCUAACGGCGAUGGACGGUGUGUCACAUGCAUAUAUUACCUUAAUAAAGAUUGGUCUGCCAAGGAACACGGUGGGCUUCUUCGGAUCUUCCCCGAAGGAAAGGCCCAGUUUGCCGACAUAGAGCCCAAAUUUGACCGUCUGCUGCUGUUCUGGUCCGACAGACGGAACCCUCACGAGGUUCAGCCCGCCUUCACCACCAGGUAUGCCAUCACGGUGUGGUAUUUUGACGCAGAUGAGCGAGCCAGAGCUAAAGAAAAAUACUUAACGGGAGAAAAGGGAGUAAAGGUUGAACUUGGCAAACCUUCAGAUCCCAGCUAGUGGGAGGCCUGCGUCUCCUGCAAACAGCCAUUAAGUGCUCUGUCCUAAGAAAGUGGCCUACAGAGAGCAUGUGUGUGUGUUUUACAUGGCAAAAAAACAGCAGACUUUUUGCGUGAGUGAGUAGAAGAUCCAUUCUCAUGGAGACAAAACAAACAAAAACAGAGAUUUCUGUUCGUUUUCAGCAAACCGGGGCAACCCAGAGGACCUUGAAUGUCAUGACAUUGUACUGAAAGGGAUUGUGUGUUUUGUUUUUUUUCCCUUUCACCUCUUCGGUGGAGAGACAUUUUCCGAAAAUCGACAGGAAUUAAGCUCCCAGAGAUCUACAUCUUUUGCAUAUUGGCUUUUGCAGUUAAUUCCUUAAAGGUACAGUGUUGUGCAUAUGCUUAAUGUGUUAUGCUUUUCACAUGGAAUCAGCUGUUUUAAGCUACUGUAUUGCAAAAUGUACUUGAGGUUGCAAUAAUAUGAGGAAUGAUCUGAAUUAAAAACACCCUUUUUCUGACAGAAGUUUGGUCUUAGUUUGAAUUCAAUCAUUUGCAGCAUAAUAAAUGCUAACUGUGUCCUCCUGCUCUCGCUGCUCUUUUGAAUUAGCACAGAUUUAUGGAGAAACAUACAUCUGACUGUAUACCUGCCUCUCAAGCUGUUCUAUUUGCACUAUAUGCAGUUUCAUGCUGCCCUCUGCAGGCCUACAGUGUAUUGCACCUAUUAUUUUGUCUGAUUUUUCUGGACCUGAGCAUAAAUACGAUUCCCUAUGAUGGAAAUAAAAUUCUUCACACUGAAAAGUGAGAGGAAAAACAUACUUAACUUUUCGGACAACCAUCACCAAAUACAACUUUUUUUCCCCCAGUCAAUACUGUCUGCAGAGUUGUCUUUACUGCUCUGAAAACUACAGCAUGUCACUAAAACUGAAAAUAAGAUAAUGUGAUUAAAGAUUUUAGUAAAUUGAUCAAGUGGUAAGUGACACUAUCAGCCAGUAAAUUAUUGUAUAAAUGACUUUGCAAAUUGAUUAUUAAGGGUAUCUAAUGUCAUGCACUAUGUACCAGAGUUGCCUAUUUGUUUCAGCCAUUGAUUUAAUUGGCUUUUUAUAUUUUGAUUUUCUGCAUUAGAUGUCAAACAAAUCAGUGCUCUGAUGAAUUGAGUCACUAAUCUAAUUAGUAACAUUUUAAAACCAAUACAGACCUUUUUUCCCCCCGAGAUAAUCUCUAAACCUCACAAGUACACAGCGAGAAUGUUCCCAUGUUGUAAAUUAACAAUAAAUCGCUUUCUACAUUUUUAAAAGUAUUGUCUUCUGUUAAGUUCCUGGGUACAUGAUGUAUUUAGUUCUUUUAAAAUGCAACCAUCUUUGAAAACAGCUCAUCAAUAAAAAAUGGGGAGAAG
Molecule: messenger RNA, 2926 nt
Organism: Sebastes umbrosus (honeycomb rockfish)
Lineage: Eukaryota; Metazoa; Chordata; Actinopteri; Perciformes; Sebastidae
Gene: egln1a
Product: egl-9 family hypoxia-inducible factor 1a
Exons: 5
Coding region: 461-1552 (363 amino acids)
Biological process (GO): cellular response to hypoxia; peptidyl-proline hydroxylation to 4-hydroxy-L-proline
Cellular component (GO): cytoplasm; nucleus
Molecular function (GO): L-ascorbic acid binding; ferrous iron binding; peptidyl-proline 4-dioxygenase activity
Source: RefSeq, a predicted model, not a curated record